CCUUAUGAAGAUAAAGAUGACUGGUCAGAGCACAUCAGUUCCUCUGGGAAGAAGUACUACUACAACUGCAGAACAGAGGUCUCACAGUGGGAGAAACCCAAAGAGUGGCUGGAGAGGUACGCGUUACUCCAUCUUCAUUCACAUAAUACCCUUUUCACAUGAUAGAUCUGAGCGUAGCUGAGCUGUAUUGCGCUGGCUGGCCUGGUUCCCUUUUCAGUCAGUGAUGAGCUGUGAAGCUGAUGUCUCUGAUGAAUUCAUAAACACUGCUUACCAAAAAACUGAGACUGAAGAGGGCCUUGCUUUGCUUUACCCAUGUCCUGAUUGUUAUGGUAUUAAAUGUAACAUAGCCAGCCAUAGUGUUUGUAAGUUACAAUGCCCUAUGUUAGUGGUUCCCAAACUGUGGGGUGCACAUGUAAUGCCAUAACAAUCAGGACAGUUGUAAUAGUAGAAUGCACAAGGUGCAAUUUCGAAAUUGGUUAGUGCCUCAUCAGUUUUCCUCUUGUCAUGUCAGUCAUUGCAUGCCUUAGAGAGCUAUUUAUAACUUGUCAGACAUUUCCAGAUCAAUAGCCCAUGUCAGCCAACAUUUUUUAGCUAGGUUGUUUAGCCCAUAGAUUUUGUUGAAAUGUUUGAGUCACUCAAAUAUCACAUGAAUAAACAUUAGACAUGGCAAAAUGUAUAGAAUUGCAAGAAAAUGAGCUUUAAACUGCAACAUUUGUAUUUCCGCCAACAAGAUGGUUGUGAACAGUUUGUCAUGAACAGUGCUUGUGCCCAUAGAAAUAGACAUGGACGCGCCAGGAUGUUCUCCAAUGCUGGAAUGGGGGCCUGAGAGGAAAACGUUUGGGAACCCCUGCCCUAUGUCACCUGUCAGAAAUUAGGAAGAUUAGCACUUUGUGUUUUAACUUAGGGCUCUGGUCAAAAGUAGUGCAAUAUAUAGGGAAUAGGGUGCCAUUUGGGAUGCAGACUUGAGCUCUAACUUGACUGUUUCUGUUUGUUUCCAGAGAGCAGAGACAGAAGGAGUCCUGCACUAAGUCGGCGCCAGUCAACAGUUUCCCCAAAGACAGGGACUACAGACGGGAGGCCAUGCAGCAGGCUACAGCAGUCACUGGCUUUACUGCUGCUAGUAAGUUUUACAACUACAUACCGGCUUUACUGCUGCUAGUAAGUUUUACAACUACAUAGUGGCUUUACUGCUGCUAGUAAGUUUUACAACUACAUACUGGCUUUACUGCUGCUAGUAAGUUUUACAACUACAUACCGGCUUUACUGCUGCUAGUAAGUUUUACAUCUAAAUACUGGCUUUACUGCUGCUAGUAAGUUUUACAACUACAUACCGGCUUUACUGCUGCUAGUAAGUUUUACAACUACAUACUGGCAUUACUGCUGCUAGUAAGUUUUACAUCUACAUACUGGCUUUACUGCUGCUAGUAAGUUUUACAUCUACAUACUGGCUUUACUGCUGCUAGUAAGUUUUACAACUACAUACCGGCUUUACUGCUGCUAGUAAGUUUUACAACUACAUACUGGCUUUACUGCUGCUAGUAAGUUUUACAACUACAUACUGGCUUUACUGCUGCUAGUAAGUUUUACAUCUACAUACUGGCUUUACUGCUGCUAGUAAGUUUUACAACUACAUACUGGCUUUACUGCUGCUAGUAAGUUUUACAUCUACAUACUGGCUUUACUGCUGCUAGUAAGUUUUACAUCUACAUACUGGCUUUACUGCUGCUAGUAAGUUUACAUCUACAUACCGGCUUUACUGCUGCUAGUAAGUUUUACAACUACAUACUGGCUUUACUGCUGCUAGUAAGUUUUACAUCUACAUACGGCUUUACUGCUGCUAGUAAGUUUUACAACUACAUACCGGCUUUACUGCUGCUAGUAAGUUUUACAUCUACAUACUGGCUUUACUGCUGCUAGUAAGUUUUACAUCUACAUACUGGCUUUACUGCUGCUAGUAAGUUUUACAACUACAUACCGGCUUUACUGCUGCUAGUAAGUUUUACAACUACAUACUGGCUUUACUGCUGCUAGUAAGUUUUACAUCUACAUACUGGCUUUACUGCUGCUAGUAAGUUGUACAACUACAUACCGGCUUUACUGCUGCUAGUAAGUUUUACAUCUACAUACUGGCUUUACUGCUGCUAGUAAGUUUUACAACUACAUACUGGCUUUACUGCUGCUAGUAAGUUUUACAUCUACAUACCGGCUUUACUGCUGCUACUAAGUUUUAGAACUACAUACCGGCUUUACUGCUGCUAGUAAGUUUUAGAACUACAUACUGGCUUUACUGCUGCUAGUAAGUUUUACAACUACAUACCGGCUUUACUGCUGCUAGUAAGUUUUACAACUACAUAUUGGCUUUACUGCUGCUAGUAAGUUUUACAACUACAUACCGGCUUUACUGCUGCUAGUAAGUUUUACAACUACAUACCGGCUUUACUGCUGCUAGUAAGUUUCACAACUACAUAUUGGCUUUACUGCUGCUAGUAUGUUUUACAACUACAUAUUGGCUUUACUGCUGGGAGAAAGUAUUUUUUUGUUGCUUGUUUUAUAAUUUUUUUUACAUGUCUGCCAUUGAGGUCAAAAUACCUUUUAACAAGGGAGACCUGGCCAAAUUUCUAGAAACAUGCGGUUUGACUUUUUUGUGCAAUGGUGGUUGCUGAAUGUUCUUAUCAGUCAUUGAUGGUCCUUGUUAAUCACAUUUCUGCCUAAUGUAUGCUAAGUUUACCAAAAGAAUGGUGCAGUGGUCUAAGGCACUGCAUCGCAGUGCUAGCUGUGCCACUAGAGAUCCUGGUUCGAAUCCAGGCUCUGUCGUAGCCGGCCGCGACCUGGAGACCCAUGGGGCGGCGCACAAUUGGUCCAGGGUAGGGGAGGGAAUGGCUGGCAGGGAUGUAGCUCAGUUGGUAGAGCAUGGCGUUUGCAACGCCAGGGUUGUGGGUUCGAUUCCCACGGGGGGCCAGUAUGAAAUAAACAAAAAUAAUGUAUGCACUCACUUAACUGUAAGUCGCUCUGGAUAAGAGCGUCUGCUAAAUGACUAAAAUGUCAAAUGUAAUGUAUGAUUCAAUCAAUGCUGCAUCUGUGAGUCAAGGUCAAGUUCUGAACGUGUGCCUCGGGAAGGAGGCUGUGUUGAUCUAAAAUGUUUGAAAUCUGUCUUCAAAACCACUGUCUUAUUCUCAGGUAUUUGUGACUUGGUGUUCUCAGAUGUUAUUCUAAUCUAAGCCUUUCAUUAUCCCAGUGACAAUGUAGUCUCUAAGUGUAUAUACUGCAAGGGUGGUGGUAGUGGUUCAUGUUGGGGAGCGUGCCCUGCUGUACAGCCAGUCAGUGGAGGUAGAGGGCUCUGUAACUCAGUCCGUUGAAGGACGGGGGAACAUGGGCAGUCACAGAGACCUGAUUUGAUGUCAUCUGGCAAACAUAGAGAGACUGACUGCACUGUCACCGUCCGAGAGAGAGCGCAACGGAGAGGGAAAGAGAGCGAGACCUACUGCACCGUCCAGAGCCGAGUAGAGCGCUCCCCUCUACUGUCAAACCGCCAGAACACAGCGGUGGUGCACAGUGCUCUGUCUACCCUACCAGAGCAUCUGGGCUCAAACAGUAUUUGCAAGAUUUAUUUGGACUCAGGUUUGUCAUGCGUGUUCACAAUGCCAAGGUCACUGGUUUGUGGUUGGUCCAUAAGUGGUGCGGCUUAAACAAAGGGAAGAACAGGAUCAAGUUUGUUCUUUUGGAGGAGGUACUCUUCGGAAGCUAAAAUGUUGAGGGCCAGCUGGCGGGAAAAAGCUGCUGUAUCAUAGAUUUGUCAGGGAGAGAUUCAGCUUUCUAAGUUAGCGCCUUACAGUCCACAUGCCUACUCUCAAGUAAGCCAACAGCCAGCUUCUUCUAAUCAGACUUCACAAGCCUGCUGAUUUGAGAUGGUUUUAAUCAUUUGGCAUAUUUAUCCGAGAGAGAACUUCUGUGUGUCUGUCACUCACUCGACACAACCACUUGCUGAGUUAUCAUUUGAAAAUGAGAUUCCGCAAAUUUUAAGAGGCAGUUUCCACUGGAGCGAAGCCCGUCUUUAAUAAAUGCAUCUGCUGCCCAGUAGGUGUGUGAUGAUAUAAGUAUUGCAUAAUUUUUUCCUGUGGCAACAAUGAAAACAUGAAGCAGACAACUCUUUGGUCCUUUUAAAAGCCUUAUAUUUGUAAAAUAAUGUGUGCUAUAGCUUGGAAAAUAAAUAUGACUCUUGAUGACAACAUAAUGUUUGUUUCCAACAUUAGGGCUGUUUUCCUAAAGAAGUUAAAGCCGCUUUGUGUUUUGUUUCCUUGCCAUGAUGCUAACGAGUAUCGCCAUAAUGGUAUCGUCCCGGCCCUAUUGUUUAUUAAGCUUGAGUUCCACUUAGUUCCAUUGAACAUUCCCUACGAACUUGCAAAAAUAAUCUUGAAGAAUCAGUAGUGCUGAGUGAUUUAAUGCUUUUUGAGGUUGGUUUGAUUUUUAAAAAACACUUUUUGGGGUGGGUUUCAAUAUUAUGUGUGUUGACUGCGGUAACAACACAGAAUAAAACAGUUAAUAAAAGUCCCAUGAUGGUAGUGACUGCCCAUUACUGCUUAUCACUUAUUAACAGUCAUUUAUUCACAUUACUUUACUCAAAUAUUUCAGUUGUGUAUAUUACAUUUGUUUUAUUUGAUGACUAUAUUUCAUUCCAUGUCAUCAUCUCAUCUCUAUAGAGCUGCUGUCUGACAAAAUCACUAUUUUGUAGUUCUUCAAUCUAUUUAAGGCAUACUUUUGACUGCUGAAUACCAACUAUCAAUCUCUUAGAUCAUGUAUUUUCAGGUAGAGAUACCUCGCGACACAACCGCUGCUCUCUAUAUCACCUCACGAUCGCGCAUUCUUCUCUCUUCAGUAGCAGGUGUAAAAUAAACAAAGGCCGGACAUGUAGAUGCGCAAUGGAUUAUGGUCAUUGUAGUUAAUUGCCGUGGUUUAUUUGCUAUACUAUGUCGAAUAUUGGCCUGUUGGAAACUACAACUCCCUACUACAUUGCACAGUUCAGGCUGGAUCUGAUUUAUCUCUAGAGAAACUGUGCGAUGUGCGCAUUGAGCUCACAGAAAAAAAACAUACUAAAUGGAAUUCAAAUAAUUGUCAAUUGUUUAAGAAAACGAAAAUAACGGACAUUUCGAUUAUUCGCUCAGCACUAAGAAUCAGAUGUGAGUGCUUUUAACAUGUGAGAUCUAACAAGUCUACCUCCCUCCCUCCCUCACAGAGUCAGCCCAGGUGGAGAAGCAGCCAGCGUCGGUGUCCUCACAGUCGUCCUCCUCAGGUUCGGGCCUGAACCCCACGUCGGGUACCCCCUGUUCCUCCUCGGCCCCCACCACGGUGCCAGUGUCCCCGGUCCUCCAGUCCCACGCCCACACCCCCCUGCUCCAGGACCCCUCCCUGCUCAGACAGCUCCUCCCAGCACUUCAGACCGCCUUGCAACUCAACAACGCAAGCGUCGACAUGGCCAAGAUCAACGAGGGUGAGAGGGAGAGAGACGCACGUGCACUGAGUCUUUUAUCUGUGAGGGCUACUAUGGUGAAUGCUUUCGCAGACAGCAAGGGAAGCUAGAUUAUAGAGGGAGUAGGAGAGAGACACAAUGGGGAAUGUGGCUGAAUACUUUAGGAGCAGCAAGUGAAACUGGACGUUUUUUUAGUUUUUGCUCAUGAUGGUCGUCUUUCAACCUUGUGCCCAUGUUUCUCUAGCUGCCCUUUGUCUGAGGACGGAAACUCACAGGCAAUAGGCAGAUCUGUAGACCUGACUAGCAGGUUACUAGGGCCCUAUAGAAUCUGUGAUGCAGAGGGAAUCACGGAAUACAGACAUUAAAAUGGAAUUCAACAAUAUAAACAAAAUGUAUUGAACUUAGUAGGGAAUCAACUAAAUGUAUUGAAAAGUUAAUUCAUUUGCCCAAGUUUAUCAGAAGACGUGAAUAGAAUGCAUCAGUGAUUCGUAUUUCCUGUAACUUUCUGAAGAGGCAACGAGAAUUUCUCGUAUGUGUGGCGCGCGCGCCUACCACUUUGUGUCGCUUUGAUGCUAAUGAAAAGUAUUCUGGUAGAUGGAAAGGCUUUCCCAAAAAACCUUCUCAAUUAAAUGUUAACUACCAGGUAGCCUAUGCUUACAGCGGUCGCGUUAAUGCAGAAUUCUGCCCCCCCCCAAAAGAUAAAUGCAUUAUAAAUAUCUUGCUGCGUUUUGUAAAGACAGAUCUAAAAUAUUUCUUAUUGCAAUUUCUCGGCAUCAGACUGAUUUUGUGCUUCAGUAGCACUUCACCACUCGGAUGAGAAUUCACGAACGGGCAUUCUAUUAAAAGACAGUGCUCUGACUGAAAUGUAGCUACUUUCCUCUGGUACUUUUCUCGGUGUAGCCUACUUUUCUCCAGUAAAAUGCAAGAUUAGCGUCAAGUAAAACUUUAGGAAAUGUAGCUGGCUACAUUAUUUCUAUAAUAAACAUUAGAAAUACACUACCUUACCAAAAGUAUGUGGACACCUGCUUGUCAAACAUCUCAUUCCAAAACCACAUUGAAAGUCACUGAGCUCUUCAGUUAGGCCAUUCUACUGCCAAUGUUUGUUUAUGGUGAUUGCAUGGCUGUGUGCUCGAUUUUAUACACCUGUCAGCAACGGGUGUGGCUGAAGUAGCUGAAUCCACUAAUUUGAGAAGGUGUCCACAUACUUUUGUGUGUAUAUAUAGUGUAUUAUGGCAUGCAUCGUUUUUGCAAGAAAGACCUUGCUUUUCCAUUGUUAGCUAAUUUACUUGUGUGGCUGCUAGCCAAAUAGUGUUGCACUUCUGUUGUCAUCUGAUGAGAAUGAAGCCAUUUUCUGCCGAAUGUGUUGCACUAAUAUAUUUUUUGUGAAGGAAAACUAGUUGGAGCACCUGAUCACUCUAUUGAAGCAAAAAAACACUGCGUCUCUCCUACCCUUGUCCUUCCUCUCUUUUCUCCCCCCUUUUCUCUCUCUUUCUGUUUGUCCCCUCUUUCUCUCUUUCAUUCUCUGUUUCUCUCUUCGCUCUCUUUCUCUUUCUGUCUCUCCUCUGUCUUUUUCCUCUCCUUUGGUGUGUGUCUCAGUGUUCUGGUAUUGCUUAGGGCUGGGAAUGGCCAGGGACCUCACGAUACUUUGGUGCCGAUACGAUAUGUAUUGUUAUUCGAUACUGUGAUUUUAUUGCGAUUCGACGUUCCAAACAUAUUGCUCACCAUAUCGGCCGCAGAGACUAGAGAGCCAUGAGAAAACAACAAGUUUUGAUCAGUCAUGGAAAUGCAAGUGCUGAAAACAAAUUGGCUCCCUAUUUAAAAAGAAGAUGGAGAACAAGCUAUGAAGGAAAAAUAGUUUUGGUGCAGGUACAGCCAACUAGCGCAAAAAUAAUAAUUGUCAAAACGAUACGAUAUGUCGUCAAAUGAUUUUCGGUACAGCGGGAAAGUUGCAUGCCAUUCACAAUGUUCAGCAUUUACAAUGUUCCUUGCAUUGUCUGUUGUGACCGGAUUGUUAUGUUGGGCCUCUCCAGUUUUCACUCUGAUGCUGCGUUUGUAACCAUUUGGGAAUUUACCAGUUGUGAAGUCAUAAAUACUAGUUGGAUGCAUUCAUGUGACUUAAACUCAUUGAGAAAUGCCGAUUUGGCUAAUGGCCAACAAGCUUUGUCAACCAUACUACAAAUAGAGCUAUCAUGCUUGUAAACAAAUUAUAGUUCAAAAACCACAUUAAUAGAUUGCUUUUGUAUAAAUGUUUUGUUGGAUUUAACUGUCGAAAAUGCUGUUAUAGAGGCAAUUUCCUUAGUACCUGACAUCGGAGGUCACCAUGUGGGAGAAAUGGUUCUCAGCAUGACGACGAGUCACUGUUAAGUAAGCGCAACACAGGGUGCUAUGGCCAAUUCAUUGAAAACUUCAUCUUAGGUUUGCUUAUAUAGAGCGGGUACUAGCUGUUUGCUGAAAUGGUUGUAAGAGGGGAGUUUGUAAUGUGGCUCGGGCACUUUCAUGAGGUGUUGAAACCACUACUGAAACCCCCUAUUCUCAACCACGGAGUAGGUGCAUAUCCACGGUCUAAACCAAAGACUGUAAAAAAUAUAUAAACACAGCCUACAUAUCGCUCUUGUUAUUUCUUUGGCCCGGUCAGAAUCUGCUGCUAAGGCUGCUUGAAUGGGGAGAUGACGAUGUGUUUCUUUGAGUUUCCGUCUUGCUCCGGUAUACGGUGGUGACGUCGGUGUAAAUGUGUCAACAUAUUUGAGGUGUUGGCAGCUGCGUAGGCUAUUCACGUUGAGUGUGGCGACGUACUGUUAAUGUUUAUCAACAACUCUGUCCAUCGCUGUUGGAAGCUGCUGGGAAGCCAACAUUUUCCCAAACUGGAGAUUUUAAACGUUGAUGGAGGAUCCUCCAAUUCUGGUUUCUCGACCUCCACCACUCGCCAUCGUACAUAACUAUUUUCCGGCUGCGCCUCACAAAAGGACAGUUAGAAGUGCGUCAAUUAAGAUUAUAAUUUGUAUUACAACAUGUGCAUAGGCUCUAGUUGUUUUAACGGAAUAGCCUGAAAUGUUUUUUCAGCUCAGAUUUACUCAAGAGGCCUACAACCCAGCGUAGGCAGAGCCUAUAGGCUUAGUUUUUUUAUCUAAUUUUAAAAAAUGUAUUCAUUCAGGUUCACAGUGCGGACCGAACCGAGUUCCCUGUACCGAACUGUUCGGUACGAAUACAUGUACCGUUACACCCCUAAUUAGGGAUAAUCUGUUAUAGUUUUAGAUAAAGACUAUCUUUCCCAGCUUUCCUCACUAUUUUCUCUCUCCCUAGUCCUCACAGCUGCUGUCACUCAAGCGUCGUUACAGUCGUUGCUUCAUAAGAUCCUCACGGCCGGCCCAUCGGCUUUCAACAUCACCACUCUGCUCUCCCAAGCAGCCCAGCUCUCCAACCAAGGUAGGACUUCUUCAGCCACGCUGUUUUAUUUUGCUGCCGUGGUCGUUUUUACAUCCAAAAUUGACAACCUUCCUCCAACUUGCCACUGUUGACUUUAGUAUUAAAAGUCUAUCUAAACCAGAAUGGGAAUGGUGUUCAAAUGUGUAACCAUAUCCAUGUCUUCUCCCUCAAACCGCAUCGAAUGUCAGUGGUUGAUUUUUGCCAAUGUAUUAUUUUGUGUCCGUCUUCUUUGCACUGUUACACUUAUUAUAUGUAUUUAUUUUUUGGUCAUUUAGCAGACGCUCUUAACCAGAGCGACUUACAGGAGCAAUUAGGGUUAAGUGCCUUGCUCAAGGGCACAUCGACAGAUUUUUCACCUAGUCGGCUCGGGGAUUAGAACCAGCGACCUUUCGGUUACUGGCACAACGCUCUUAACCACUAAGCUACCUGCCGCCCCUCUGCAAACAAGACACUAUUUUCAUCUAGAAUUCUGUCAUAGCUAUUCCCCAACAUUUAUUUUAGUUGCUUUUGCCACCUGCUUACAGAAUGCAGCUUUGUCAUGGAAAUGGUUUUUAAUGAAUGCCUAAUCAUUCUCCAACCUCUCUGCUAACCCCAACAGCCCAGCAGUCGAACCAGUCCCCCAUGUCCUUGACGUCAGACGCCUCCUCUCCCCGCUCCUACGUGUCUCCCAGGAUCAGCACGCCUCAGACCAACACUGCUCAUCACAAAGCCCUGCUCAGCACGCCACCUGUCGCCUCUCAAACCAAGGUACUGUCUACUGUAGCCUCCCAGCCUAAGGUAGGGCCUCUCUACCCCACUGUCCCCCUGAGUGGAGGGGAUGGUAGGGAUUUUGUUGGAGUAUUUACUCUUGGUGUUUCACAGCAUCAUGACCAAGCUAGUCUAAGACCUACCCAGGUUGUUCAGUGUUUAUUACUGCUGUAGGGGUUUCUCUUUGUGUUUUUGUCAGUAUAAUAAUCAUGUCAUUUUAUAAAAUGCUUUUGUAGAGGAACGUGUGUUGUGACAGCAAUUGAGCAAGCAGCUCUUGUUUGCCGUGCGUCUGUGUCUUGGUCUUUUUAAUAAUGAAUGUUUAUCUCACUAGAGCUACUCUUAUCUGGCCUGGUCCCUGUCUGUCAUUCUCUUUGUGGUCCAGGUGAACAUCCAUGGUUCUGGUGUUUCCUCUCUAACCUUCUUCCCCUCUGUCGCUGUGUGGUCCAGGUGAGCAACACGCCAGUUGUGAAGCAGCAGGGAUCAGCCCCCCAGCCCUCCUCCCAGCAGCCCCUCCCCAGCGACAAACCACACGGACACGACAUCGCCGCCUCCCCUAGGACCCUCCAGCGCCAAGGGUUAGCCUACAUUGACCUUCUAGUCAUUAGCAGACUCUUUUCUUUUUGAUUCAUCAUUGGCUAGAGCUCUUUAUGUGACAGUGUUGAAUGUGUUGUGUGUUUUUAAAAUGUUUUCAGUGUGUGAAAAAUCUAUAAAAAAUGUCAUCCUAAUUUAGCAGACGCUCUAAUCUAUAGCAAAUUACAAUCUGUGUUUUCAACUAAAGGAGGUAAAACAAUUGAUCAUUGCUACUAAGAGUCUUCAAGAUGCUCUCUUGUGUUCGUCUGACUGAUGUGAAGAGAAAGCAGAGAACCUCAAGGGGUGACAUACAAUGCCAUGAUCAUGCCUUGUAAGAGACUGUUUACACAUUAUUUCAAUAUGUAGUGUUGUGGAGCCACCUGCUGGCGGUUUAAUGGACAAGUAUUUCAUAAGUAUUUGCUUUACACAGCUACACACAAAGACUCUAUUGGAUUGCGCUGUCGUUUAAUUCAUUAGAGUCUUAAGAAAUUGGGGGUGCUAAGCUCACAUAUGGAAUUGUUUUAAGAUGGUCAUACUAUGGAUCAUUUAGCUAUUUGAUUUUGAAUUUUAGGACCACUUUAGGUGUCAAGUGUAUAAAAAUUAUUUGAUAAAAUAUUGAUUUUUAUUAUUUUGCCCUUUACUACUAAACUCCAUAGAAACACAUUGAAUAACACAUUCAUAAAUGUCAAAGGACAGUCAAAUGUCUCAUAAGAAACAAGAUUUUGAAGUGUCUGUCCUAAAUCUAGGAGAUAGAUAAAAUAGAUAACUCAUUAUUAUUAUUAUUAUUAUUAUUUUUUUACACACACUGUAUUUAACCGCUUUUUUUGGUAGGUACAAAACUAACUUAAUACUUCCAUUCGUUUUUUAAAAACUGGUACAGGUUACCUUCAUACGAGUGCCGUGACACUUGUGGGGGUCGUACAGCAAAACGGAGAACACCAUGUUUGUGUAAAUCUCCCCUUUCCAUAGAGUUUAUAGGCCAAACCUUCAGACGUUUUCGCAAGAAGGCCGAUUUUUUUUGGGGGGAUGUCUCAUGGUCUUACAAACACCGCUCUAGCUUUGCCACCUUUCACCGCGGAAGUGUGACAUCGGUGGAUGUGAUGGAUUGACACGCCUCCAAAUGACAUCAUUUGAGUCAAUUGGAGGUGUACCUGUGGAUGUAUUUCAAGGCCUACCUUCAAACUGUGCCUCUUUGCUUGACAUCAUGGGAAAAUGAAAAUAAAUCAGCCAAGACCUCAGAAAAAUUAUUGUAGACUUCCACAAGUCUGGGUCAUCAUUGGGAGCAAUUUCCAAAUGCCUGAAGGUACCACGUACAUCUGUACAAACAAUGGUACGCAUGGGACCACGCAGCCGUCAUACCGCUCAAGAAGGAGACGCGUUCUGUCUCCUAGAGAUGAACGUACAUUGGUGCGAAAAGUGCAAAUCAAUCCCAGAACAACAGCAAAGGACCUUGUGAAGAUGCUGGAGGAAACGGGUACAAAAGUAUCUAUAUCCACAGUAAAACUGGUCCUAUAUAGACACAACCUGAAAGGCCGCUCAGCAAGGAAGAAGCCACUGCUCCAAAACCGCCAUAAAAAAGCCAGACUACGGUUUGCAACUGCACAUGGGGACAAAGAUUGUACUUUUUUGGAGAAAUGUCCUCUGGUCUGAUGAAACAAAAAUAGAACUGUUUGGCCUUAAUGACCAUCGUUAUGUUUGGCGGAAAAAGGGGGGUGCUUGCAAGCCGAAGAACACCAUCCCAACCGUGAAGCACGAGGGUGGCAGCAUCAUGCUGUGGGGGUGCUUUGCUGCAGGAGGGACUGGUGCACUUCACAAAAUAGAUGGCAUCAUGAGGAAGGAAAAUUAUGUGGAUAUAUUGAAGCAACAUCUCAAGACAUCAGUCAGGAAGUUAAAGAUUGGUCGCAAAUGGGUCUUCCAAAUGGACAAUGACCUCAAGCAUACUUCCAAAGUUGUACCAAAAUGGCUUAAGGACAACAAAGUCAAGGUAUUGGAGUGGCCAUCACAAAGCCCUGACCUCAAUCCUACAGAAAAUGUGUGGGCAGAACUGAAAAGGCGUGUGCGAGCAAGGAGGCCUACAAACCUGACUCAGUUACACCAGCUCUGUCAGGAGGAAUGGGACAAAAUGCACCCAACUUAUUGUGGGAAGCUUGUGGAAGGCUACCCAAAAGAUUUGACCCAAGUUAAACAAUUUAAAGGCAAUGCUACCGAAUACUAAUUGAGUGUAUGUAAACUUCUGACCCACUGGAAAUGUGAUGAAAGAAAUAAAAGCUGAGAAAUCAUUCUCUCUACUAUUAUUCUGACAUUUCACAUUCUUAAAAUAAAGUGGUGAUCCUAACUGACCUAAGACAGGGAAUUUUUACUAGGAUUAAAUGUCAGGAAUUGUGAAAAACUGAGUUUAAAUGUAUUUGGCUAAGGUGUAUGUAAACUUCCGACUUCAACUGUGUCUAUACAGUGAGGGGAAAAAAGUAUUUGAUCCCCUGCUGAUUUUGUACGUUUGCCCACUGACAAAGAAAUGAUCAGUCUAUAAUUUUAAUGGUAGGUUUAUUUGAACAGUGAGAGACAGAAUAACAACACAAAAAUCCAGAGAAAUGCAUGUCAAAAAUGUUAUGAAUUGAUUUGGAUUUUAAAGAGGGAAAUAAUUAUUUGACCCCUCUGCAAAACAUGAUUUAGUACUUGGUGGCAAAACCCUUGUUGGCAAUCACAGAGGUCAGAUGUUUCUUGUAGUUGGCCACCAGGUUUGCACACAUCUCAGGAGGGAUUUUGUCCCACUCCUCUUUGCAGAUCUUCUCCAAGUCAUUAAGUUUUCAAGCCUGACGUUUGGCAACUCGAACCUUCAGCUGCCUCCCCAGAUUUUCUAUGGGAUUAAGGUCUGGAGACUGGCUAGGCCACCCCAGGACCUUAAUGUGCUUCUUCUUGAGCCACUCCUUUGUUGCCUUGGCCGUGUGUUUUGCGUCAUUUUAAUGCUGGAAUACCCAUCCACUACCCAUUUUCAAUGCCCUGGCUGAGGGAAGGAGGUUCUCACCCAAGAUAUGACGGUACAUGUCCAUCGUCCCUUUGAUGCGGUGAAGUUGUCCUGUCCCCUUAGCAGAAAAACACCCCCGAAGCAUAAUGUUUCCACCUCCAUGUUUAACGGUGGGGAUGGUGUUCUUGAGGUCAUAGGCAGCAUUCCUCCUCCUCCAAACACGGCGAGUUGAGUUAAUGCCAAAGAGCUCAAUUUUGGUCUCAUCUGACCACAACACUUUCACCCAGUUCUCCUCUGAAUCAUUCAGAUGUUCAUUGGCAAACUUCAGACGGGCCUGUAUAUGUGCUUUCUUGAGCAGGGGGACCUUGCGGGCGCUACAGGAUUUCAGUCCUUCACGGCGUAGUGUGUUAACAAUUGUUUCCUUGGUGACUAUGGUCCCAGCUGCCUUGAGAUCAUUGACAAGAUCCUCCCGUGUAGUUCUGGGCUGAUGCCACACCGUUCUCAUGAUCAUUGCAACUCCACGAGGUGAGAUCUUGCAUGGAGCCCCAGGCCGAGGGAGAUUGACAGUUAUUUUGUGUUUCUUCCAUUUGCGAAUAAUCGCACCAACUGUUGUCACCUUCUCACCAAGCUGAUUGGCGAUGGUCUUGUAGCCCAUUCCAGCCUUGUGUAGGUCUACAAUCUUGUCCUUGACAUCCUUGGAGAGCUCUUUGGUCUUGGCCAUGGUGGAGAGUUUGGAAUCUGAUUGAUUGCUUCUGUGGACAGGUGUCUUUUAUACAGGUAACAAGCUGAGAUUAGGAGCACUCCCUUUAAGAGUGUGCUCCUAAUCUCAGCUCGUUACCUGUAUAAAAGACACCUGGGAGCCAGAAAUCUUUCUGAUUGAGAGGGGGUCAAAUACUUAUUUCCCUCAAUAAAAUGCUAAUCAAUUUAUACGAUUUUUGACAUGCUUUUUUCUGGAUUUUGUUGUUCUGUCUCUCACUGUUCAAAUAAACCUACCAUUAAAAUUAUAGACUGAUCAUUUAUUUGUCAGUGGGCAAACGUACAAAAUCAGCAGGGGAUCAAAUACUUUUUCCCCUCACUGUAUGUAUGUGUGUGUAUAAAAUUGAUUCAGCUGCGGGAUCGGGGCACCACCAGUGCAGAGCUUGCUCCGGAAUGGCAGCAGGCAGGUGUGAGUGCAUCUGCACGCACAGUGAGGCGAAGACUUUUGGAGGAUGGCCUGGUGUCAAGAAGCCAGCAAAGAAGCCACUUCUCUCCAGGAAAAACAUCAGGGACAGACUGAUAUUCUGCAAAAGGUACAUGGAUUGGACUGCUGAGGACUGGGGUAAAGUAAUUUUCUUUGAUGAAUCCCCUUUCCGAUUGUUUGGGGCAUCCGGAAAACACCUUGUCUGGAGAAGACAAGGUGAGCGCUACCAUCAGUCCUGUGUCAUGCCAACAGUAAAGCAUCUUGAGACUAUUCAUGUGUGGGGUUGCUUCUCAGCCAAGCGAGUGGGCUCACUCACAAUUUUGCCUAAGAACACAGCCAUGAAUAAAGAAUGGUACCAACACAUCCUCCGAGAGCGACUUCUCCCAACCAUCCAAGAACAGUUUGGUGACGACCAAUGCCUUUUCCAGCAUGAUGGAGCACCUUGCCAUAUGCAAAAGUGAUAACUAAGUGGCUCGGGGAACAAAACAUCGAUAUUUUGGGUCCAUGGCCAGGAAACUCCCCAGACCUUAAUUCCAUUGAGAACUUGUGGUCAAUCCUCAAGAGGCGGGUGGACAAACAAAAACCCACAAAUUCCGACAAACUCCAAGCAUUGAUUAUGCAAGAAUGGGCUGCCAUCAGUCAGGAUGUGGCCCAGAAGUUAAUUAACAUCAUGCCAGGGCGGAUUGCAGAGGUCUUGAAAAAGAUGGGUCAACACUGCAAAUAUUGACUCUUUGCAUAAACUUAAUAUAAUUGUCAAUAAAAGCCUUUGAGAUUUAUGGAAUGCUUGUAAUUAUACUUCAGUAUACCAUAGUAACAUCUGACAAAAAUAUCUAAAAACACUGAAGCAGCAAACUUUGUGAAGACCAAUACUUGCGUCAUUCUCAAAACGUUUGACCACGACUGUAGACAUGUUGCUGGAGAGCAUCAUGUCUCUCGUUCACAUUUGCUUGUAAAUGUCCAAACUCACUAUUCGGUGGGUCUUACCUAUAUUCACUACAUGACCAGAAGUAUGUGGACACCUGCUCGUCGAACAUCUCAUUUCAAAAUCAUGGGCAUUAAUAUGGAUUUGGUCCCCCCUUUGCUGCUGUAUCAGCCUCCAGUCUUCUGGGAAGGCGUUCCACUAGAUGUUGGAACUUGCUUCAAUUCAGCCACACAAGCAUUAAUGAGGUCGGGCACUGAUGUUGGGUGGUUAGGCCUGGCUCGCAGUCGGCGUUCCAGUUCAUCCCAAAGGUGUUCGAUGGGGUUGAGGUCAGGGCUCUGUGCAGGCCAGUCAAGUUCUUCCACACCGAUCUCGACAAACCAUUUCUGUAUGGACCUCGCUUUGUGCACAGGGGCAUGUCAUUGUAUGCUGUAGCGUUAAGAUUUCCCUUCACUGGAACUAAGGGGCCUAGCCUGAACCAUGAAAAACAGCCCCAGAACAUUAUUCCUCCUCCAUCAAACUUUACAGUUGGCACUAUACAUUUGGGUAGGUAGCGUUCUCCUGGCAUCUGCCAAACCCAGAUUCAUCCGUUGGACUGCCAGAUGGUGAAGCGUGAUUCAUCACUGCAGAGAACGAUUUUCCACUGCUCCAGAGUCAAUCGCGCGAGCUUUACACCACUCCAGCCAACGCUUGGCAUUGUGCAUGGUGAUCUUAGUCUUGUGUGUGGCUGCUCGGCCAUGGAAACCCAUUUCAUGAAGCUCCCGAUGAUGGAGAUUGCAUGGCCGUGUGCUCGAUUUUAUACACCUGUCAGCAACAGGAGUGGCUGAAAUAUCAGAAUCCACUAAUUUGAAUGGGUGUCCACAUACUUUUGUGUGUAUGUAUAGCUUUAUGAACUGGAUUGCCUGGCUUUGCAAUUAUUUUAUUUUCGUUUGCUCUCGUUAGCAUAUUUAACUAGCAGCCUCUGCAAAUUCGCUAUUACGUGUGCUCAUUUUUUAGCAUUCUGGUAAUAGGCGCCAAAUGGGCGUCUCUUGCGUUUUUUGGUGCCCACUUGUGUACUAAAACGGUAAUACCGUCAGUCCCGUGGUGAGAGAAGGACGGUAUGACUACCUUUGUACUUGUUGAUCUUAUUCUGUGUUAGUCCAUUUUUUCAGAUUUUAUCAGUUUGACCCUCUAAUAUGCAGAAUUGGACUGACCCUCUCCUCUCGUUGCUCCUCGGUCAUUCCACAGCGGUCAGAGGAGUCCGUCCCCAGGUCCCAACCACGCCCCCCCCAGCAGCAGCAGCAGUGCCCCCACCACCACCUCCACACCCUCCAGCUCCUCCAACCGGCCAGCCUCCUGCUCCUUCACCCCCACCCUAGCGUCACACUUCAAUGAGAAUCUCAUCAAGCAUGUCCAGGGCUGGCCCGCCGACCACGCAGAGAAGCAGGUAGGUACUUAAAUGUAAAUGUUACGCAUCCAAGGAAUUGUAUGCAUUACUUUUUAUUUGACCUUUAUUUUAACAGGUCCAAUUGAUAAAAUACCUAUUUUUCAAGGGAGAUCAGUAAAGAGCUAUAUAUAGAUUGGAUAGAUUUUAGCAGUAUUGGAUACCUGAUUCAUGUCAUUAUUUUGACAUGAACCUACAUUCAUUAUGCAUUGAUCAGAGUCAUGGCUGUUGGUAUUUGAUUAUGUCUUGUCAUAAUUUCACUGCGCUAUGCUCUGGAUGUGGAUUAAUUCAACCUUUUUUCUCUCUCUCAGGCAUCCAGACUACGUGAUGAGGCCCACACCAUGGGAAGCAUCAACAUGUCUGAAAAUUGCACCGAGCUCAAAAAUCUGAGAUCCUUAGUUCGAGUUAGUGAAAUUCAAGCGACAUUGCGCGAGCAGAGGUAAGAAUCCAGGCCCUAAUUGCCUGGGAUAUGCAUGUUAACGUCGAAAUAUGUUAAAUAAUUACAAAUAUUUUAUCAUGACAACUAAUACAAGUUUAUUUUUUCCUCUCAUUCCUCUAGGAUAUUAUUUUUGAGACAACAAAUUAAAGAACUUGAAAAGUUGAAGAAUCAGAAUUCCUUCAUGGUCUGA
This is a messenger RNA of Coregonus sp. 'balchen', 17317 nucleotides long. Lineage: Eukaryota; Metazoa; Chordata; Actinopteri; Salmoniformes; Salmonidae. The record is from the annotation of a GenBank genome assembly.